ACAAGCUUAAUCUUCAAUCUCAUUUCUCCCUUUCAUACUCCUCCUCCUCCUCAUAUUUCCAUCUCAAUAAUACCAUUGGAUCGAACUUCAGUUUCGAUCCGAUGGUUUUUUGAGGUUUUCGAUUGAAUCUAAGCUAACCCUCCAAGAUUUUCUUCCUCCUCUGCUUUAAUUUGAUCUUCACAUUAGAAUUUUGUGCAUAUUCUUGAGCCCAGAGCACAGGAUGGAUAAGGUGACCAGAUUGGCUUCAGAGAAAGGGGUGGUGAUCUUCAGCAAGAGCUCAUGCUGCCUGUGCUAUGCUGUCAACAUUCUGUUUCAAGAACUUGGGGUCAGUCCCACGGUUCAUGAAAUCGACCAAGACCCCGAUGGAAGGGAAAUGGAGAAAGCCCUCUUGAGGCUGGGAUGCAAUGCUCCUGUCCCAGCUGUGUUCAUAGGUGGAAAGCUCGUGGGAUCCACCAACGAAGUCAUGUCCCGUCACCUAAGCGGCUCCCUCAUUCCCCUGCUGAAGCCAUAUCAGCAGACUUUAUCUUAAUUUUAAUGCUCUGAUACCAUGUGACAAGAAUAAACGUGGCUUUAAACUACUAGUCUAUUGGGCUCUUUAUUAUAUAUGUGUAAUCUUAUGUACCUCCUCGCGUGUUAAAUAGUGAUUGUCUUAUGCAUGUAACCUUCCUUUUCAUAAUGAAGUUAUCGUUUAUUAA
Molecule: messenger RNA, 695 nt
Organism: Vitis riparia (riverbank grape)
Lineage: Eukaryota; Viridiplantae; Streptophyta; Magnoliopsida; Vitales; Vitaceae
Product: glutaredoxin-C13
Exons: 1
Coding region: 221-529 (102 amino acids)
Cellular component (GO): nucleus; cytoplasm
Source: RefSeq, a predicted model, not a curated record